Molecule: messenger RNA, 1981 nt
Organism: Saprolegnia diclina VS20
Lineage: Eukaryota; Oomycota; Saprolegniomycetes; Saprolegniales; Saprolegniaceae
Exons: 10
Coding region: 110-1930 (606 amino acids)
Source: RefSeq, a predicted model, not a curated record
UUUGAAAGAGAGCUCUGGGUCGAUCGAGACGGUGCCUUCUCUCGAGCCCAACGCUAUUGAAGCAACGCCGCAAGGUUUUGUCCGCCCUCCGUUAGGACGACGGCUGAGUAUGAGUGAGCGUCUUUCCCAUGGCAACCUCAUCCAGAGCAUGAUCCGCGAGGACUCUGUGUCAAGGGACCUUGAAGCGAUUGGUGCUGCGCCGCCAAGCAGCGGCUACGAGACCGCAUCAGAGAAGCCAUAUUCGGAUAGCAUCUCAGAAGACCCCAAAAACCCAGCGUAUUACCGAGUGCUUUGGCGCUGGGCCAUCUGCCAUGUCGUCGCCAUGAUGCGUAUUCACGGUUUGGCGGGCGCCAACAAGCUCCUGACAUCGACCGCGCAGCCCACGGUGGCAUGUCGGGUCCGAAACGUGGAGGCGGCGCUCGAGACGAUGCAGACCGAGGUCAGCAAGGUCGAGGCCAACACGAUUGUCGUGCAGGACCUCCAUCGACUCGUCGAGACGCUGCAAACGACGGUCAAGAGUCAGCAGGCAGCGCUCGGGAUGCUCCAGCAGGCCCAGCUUCAGCUCCAAAAAACGCAACUCGAUCAAAUGAGCGACGUCGACGCCAAACUCGCGUGCGUUGCCUACAUGAUCUUGCUUGACAAGAGCUUCCAAUCACUGACAGCCGCCCAGGAUCGGCUUUUACAUGCCUUGGAGCGCGAGGUCGAGCGCGCAACAGAAGAGCUCCGAAAAAAGGCUGUGGAGCUUAAGGGCGGUGUCGACGCGGUCGCCGAGUCGUCGCAAAGUACGGCGCAACGACUCUAUCGGCUCGUUCAUUUUCUCGGUGACGCACUGCACCUCACGUUGGGGAGUGACUUGGAUGCCAACACCAACUUGCUCUCGGGUGUCCACGUGCUAGCGGCUAAAUUGCGCCACGAUAUUUCAGGGCUUCACCACAAGUUGAGUGCUUGGAGCCAAGUGCAUCCUGGGUCACCUAUCGACGAAGCCAUAGUCAAACUUGACGGUGGCAUGCGAGGUAUUGACGAUGCCAAGGACAAGGACAUGGAGCGACAUGUGCAUGGAAUACUACCAGCGCUGCACGCGAUCUUUCACGGCCUCAACGAGUCCGGCAAAGAGCCCGCGUUGACUCGCGUUGCCCAAGAGUUGCUUCUGCAAGCCCAAGCCUACGUCUCCAUCGCUCCUGUGCAUGUGCGGAUGCAAGGCAUUCAAGUCACGUUUGCGACUCACGACAAAGUAGACAAAGAGCUGCGUGCAACCGCAUCCGAGCACGCGACGGCGCUCACCGCUUUGGAACAACUCCAAACAGUGAUCAAGGCUAUCGGCAUCAAGCUCGACUACGUCGUCAACAACACUCAGACGAUGAUCAUCGAAGACGAUCUCAAGAGCGUCGUGAAUCAGCUUAACGCCGAGCGGACGCAAGUGCGCGAGCAGCUAGAGCUAGCGAUUCGCGAAGUCGGUGACCUAGCAGCCGAGCGCGAAGAAUCUAUCGAGCACGAGAUGUCGUCGCUUGUAACUCGGCUUGGGUCCAAACCCGACCGCCAAGAGCUCUCACGCGCGAAUCAAGCUCUGCAAGACGAGAUUAGUCGCCUCGCACAGUCGACCGCCUCGGUCGACGACGUCAACGAACUCGCGUCGUGCGUGCGUCUCAAGCCCGACGUUGCCCAGAUUCAGCGAUUUGUCAACAAGCGCCUUGCUACGCUCCAGACGCGAUCGAGCGAGAACCAUGAUGCGCCGCUGCUCAGUUCGAUGCCCGUGCGCUGCCUCUCGUGCCAAAACACUGUGCACGUCACAGAUGAGGCGCUGCAAAGGCCAUCUCGGGACAUUGUGGUACCCUUCUCGGCGUCGUCCGUCCGGCACGCGCAAAAGCAGCGCAUGGAGCUCUUUGCGAAAGGUAGUGCCGGUGAGAAACGCUCGAGCAAAAAAUGCCAAUAGCGACAUAACUGCGGCGAACGCUUGUAAUUGGACGUCAUUCGUUGUAUGCAA